AUGCUUGAUUCAACCCGCCAGCACUUUCAAUUAUCUCCACGUUCCUCCGGUCAGGAUCUAUACACCGCCCUUAUGGAUCGAUUGGGUGUUCUUGAGGCAGAUUAUUUCGAUCUAGAAUACAUUAAUCGGGAUGGCAACACCUGUUGGUUAGAUCAUCUUAAACCUCUGUGCAAACAGCACAACGCGGAGAAAGAAUUCAUUUUCACUUUCUGCGUGAAGUUUUACGCUCCACAUCCAAAUCUGCUUGAAGAUGAGUUUACGAGGUACCUUUUUGCCCUUCAAAUUAAGCGGGACCUUUACCGCGGUCAAAUUCAGUGCAGUGAAAACACCGCUGCCCUCUUGGCUGCUUUCAUUGUUCAGGCUGAAAUUGGUGAUUAUUUGGAGGACACGUUUUUGGAUCGUUCCUAUCUUACGGGUCUGCGAUUGGUUCCUUCAGCGACUCCGGAAUUUCUUGACAAAGUCAUGGAAUGUCAUCGAAGCCUACUCGGUCAAACGCCGACAGAAGCUGAUUUGAGCCUUCUGGACACCGCUAGGAAAGUGGAAAUGUAUGGAAUCCGAUUGAAGCCAGUCAAGGGAUCCGAUGGAAUGCCACUGAAUCUGGCUGUGUCACAUGCCGGUCUUUUCGUUUUUCAAGGCAUCUCCAAAGUAAACACUUUCUCUUGGGCUCGUAUUCGCAAGUUGAGCUUCAAACGCAAAAAAUUUCUUAUUAAACUUCAUCCUGAGGGUUAUGAUGCUGUAGAAUUCUUCUUUGAGUCGCGAAAUGAGUGUAAAGGCUUCUGGAAGCAAUGCAUUGAACAUCAUGCAUUCUUUCGUUGUCAGUCAGUAAAGGCUGUAGGGAAGUCAGCAAAAUCCUCCAAGAACGCUACGCAAGUUGCCUCUGCCUCUUCUACUGGUCGUGUCCACCGGUCUCCGGGUCGUGGAUGCAGUAGUGUCAGUAACCCUUCGCAGCCGAUCCUCUCUUCUGCUGUGUCCAUCAGUUGUGAUGCAAACCACCUUCAUCAUCACCAUCACAUCAUCCAACAACAACAACAACAGACAACGUCGAUAGCACAACAGCCAUCUCAAGUGUCGGCGCGUAGUCUCCCUCUUGCUGGUACUGUAGAUGAUACUUCAGUACCGUCUUUUGUCCAAUUGCCAACAGGCGGCUCCCUGCGUUACCCUCAGAGAGUGAUGCUGGUUGUACCAAGAAGGGCUGAUGGGACAAUUGGAAGGACUACUUCAACGACAACACAGGCUGUUGCAGCGACAGGAGGAGGAGGUUUUCUAGUUAUGCUACCCACGACCAGUGCUGAUCAACAGCAGCAAAAUGCAUGGCUUUCAGCCAUUCAACAGCAGCAACAACAACAGCAACAACAAAGGGCAUUUUCACCGGUAAAUGGAAAAGAGCCCGCCUAUUCAACGUUGCAAACCUCUCUCGUCAUGACUACACAGGCUCCACGCAAUGGAAGCCUUCAGGACGGUAGCAACGUCUGUUCACAGACGUUGAGCCAUCUACCAACGGCACGAGUACUUUCACCCAAUUUUCUUGCCACUUCACAAUCGGGACUUUCCACGGCGUGCACGGUGAUUCCAUCAGCUCAGAGACCUGCGUCUGGAAGAGUCGUCUACGUUGAUAGUGCUACAGGGAGGCUCAUCUCCGACAGCCAGCUGGUUGCAGUCCCGCGGCCCUUAAACAUGGUGGGUAGUGGAUUUAGCUCGGCCCCGGCCUCACAAGCUCCCACUGUUGCCACCUCUCCUAUUGGCGGUCCUUGUGGUAGUUCUACGGCUGUCGCAGCGGCAGCGGCGGCUGUGAUUGGUACGCCUAUUGGUAUCGUUCCACAGGACGUUGUCAACGCUGCUCCCAUCCCCAGUGGUUCAAACACUACCAGCAGUCUUCCUCAGCUUCUUCGAUCUCGUCCGCAUGGACCCCCUCCACCAGCACCUGAGAGGAGAGAUAGUGUGCAACCGCGUGAGCGACAGCUCUCCUCCAGCACUUUGGAUUCUGGCAUCACCUCAAAAUCGGCAUCUCUUUCAAGACCCUCUUUUGAUGCUUCUGCAGGAGGCUUGGAGGAGGAUGAGGAGUUUCCUCCACCACCACCCCCUCCACCAAUGGAAAUGGCGGAUCCUGAUCCUGCUCAUCCCUUCCCAUUCAAUGUCAUACCGGUAGAGGGAGAUUUCUCAACGCGGCGGCCAAUGCAGGCCUCAUGUCUCAGUUUAGCAGCAAGAAGUGUGAGAUCAAGUUGUCAGAGUCUGCUACCCACGGAUAAUGAAGAUCUCGAGGAUGAGGGAGAGGAGUUGGAAAAUUGCUCUCUCGCCCAUCGUCAGUUUGCUUCUCGCAGUGCCAGUCUCCACCGUCCAUUGGCAAAGCGCGAUCGAUGCGCAGAGGCGUCCACCAUCACCCAGGAUGACAUGGCCACUGCACUACCAGCAAACCGUAGUUCCACGAAUUCCUCGGCUGCCGGUAGUGUUGCUGCCGCAACCUCAUCCGCAUCCUCUCGCAGUCUCGUUUCACUCUCCUCAAAAUCCCGUCGUGAUGAUCGGUCUUUGCGCUCCUCCCGACGGGGAUCAAUGUCCGGAAGUUCCAGAAAUCUGCCGAGAGCUCCGGCCAGCGUCGCCUAUCACCUGUUGCGAGAGCUGACAAUGACAGAACGGACGUACAAGAAGGAUUUAGACGUUGUUUGUGAGGUAUGA
This is a messenger RNA of Hydatigera taeniaeformis, 2670 nucleotides long. The record is from the annotation of a GenBank genome assembly. Lineage: Eukaryota; Metazoa; Platyhelminthes; Cestoda; Cyclophyllidea; Taeniidae.